Rattus rattus (black rat) is the source of this 4417-nucleotide messenger RNA. It is a transcript of the gene Mmp16, whose product is annotated as matrix metallopeptidase 16. Bases 553 to 2376 code for a protein of 607 amino acids. Gene Ontology annotation, biological process: skeletal system development; extracellular matrix organization; collagen catabolic process. Gene Ontology annotation, cellular component: extracellular matrix. The transcript has 10 exons. The record is from RefSeq and is a predicted model, not a curated record. Gene Ontology annotation, molecular function: zinc ion binding; metalloendopeptidase activity. Lineage: Eukaryota; Metazoa; Chordata; Mammalia; Rodentia; Muridae.
UGAGUGUGUGUAGGACCGAGCGCGUGCGCGCGCGCGUGUGGUUGGAGUGUGUGUGCGCGCGGGGCCCCCAAGAUCCCCGCAGACCCCGGGAAGGAGGAGUUAUGUAGAUUACCGAUGAACAUUCUGGAGGGGAGCAGAGAGGAGGGAAGGAGCAGCGGAGGCAGUGAGCUGGGAGCGGCUGAGGCCCUUCCCGCAGAAACUGGGGGCACCGGCGGCGUAGGAGGUGGAGAAGGCGGAGGACGCACGGGCUGGAGGCGGCGGCUGCGACUCGGCGGCGCUGGGAAUCGGAACCGCGGGUGAACUUGGGCGCCACGUUCCGGGCGACGGCCGGGUGAGGAUGGUGAACACUUGCAGCCGCUGACCCUGCCUUUCCUCUGUUCCUCCCGGCUGCCGAGCCUGGCGCCCAUCCCCACCCCUGGACCGGUGGGUGAACCUGCAAGCUUCUACCCACCCCAGGACUAUUUUUUCUUUUAAAAGGAAACAGGGAGUGGGCAUUCGGAAAGAGGGAGAAAACGCAGGGGAGCUCGUCCAUCCGUUGAGGCAGAGUUCACUAUGAUCUUACUCGCAUUCAGCUCUGGAAGAAGGUUGGAUUUCGUGCAUCGUUCGGGGGUGUUUUUCUUGCAAACCUUGCUUUGGAUUUUAUGUGCUACAGUCUGCGGAACGGAGCAGUAUUUCAAUGUGGAGGUUUGGUUACAGAAAUACGGCUACCUUCCACCGACUGACCCCAGAAUGUCUGUGCUGCGCUCUGUGGAGACCAUGCAGUCAGCCUUAGCUGCCAUGCAGCAGUUCUAUGGCAUUAACAUGACAGGAAAAGUGGACAGAAACACAAUUGACUGGAUGAAGAAGCCUCGAUGUGGUGUACCAGACCAGACAAGAGGCAGCUCUAAAUUCAACAUCCGACGAAAGCGCUAUGCAUUAACUGGGCAGAAGUGGCAACACAAGCAUAUCACUUACAGUAUAAAGAACGUAACUCCCAAGGUUGGAGAUCCUGAGACCCGGAGAGCAAUUCGCCGUGCCUUUGAUGUGUGGCAGAAUGUAACUCCUCUAACGUUUGAAGAAGUUCCCUACAGUGAACUAGAAAAUGGCAAACGUGAUGUGGAUAUAACCAUCAUUUUUGCUUCUGGUUUCCAUGGAGACAGUUCCCCCUUUGAUGGGGAGGGAGGAUUUUUGGCCCAUGCUUAUUUCCCUGGGCCAGGAAUUGGAGGCGAUACUCAUUUUGAUUCUGAUGAGCCAUGGACGCUGGGAAAUCCCAAUCAUGAUGGAAACGAUUUAUUUCUUGUAGCAGUCCAUGAGCUGGGACAUGCUCUAGGGCUGGAGCAUUCCAAUGACCCAACAGCUAUCAUGGCACCAUUUUACCAGUACAUGGAAACAGACAACUUCAAACUUCCUAAUGAUGAUUUGCAAGGCAUCCAGAAGAUAUAUGGUCCACCUGACAAGAUCCCUCCACCUACAAGACCUCUACCGACAGUGCCCCCUCACCGAUCUGUCCCUCCGGCCGACCCAAGGAAAAAUGACAGGCCCAAACCUCCUCGACCUCCCACUGGCAGGCCUUCCUAUCCCGGAGCCAAACCCAACAUCUGUGAUGGGAACUUCAACACUCUAGCUAUUCUUCGAAGGGAGAUGUUUGUUUUCAAGGACCAGUGGUUUUGGCGAGUGAGAAACAACAGGGUGAUGGAUGGAUACCCCAUGCAAAUUACUUACUUCUGGCGGGGCCUUCCUCCCAGUAUUGAUGCAGUUUAUGAAAACAGUGACGGAAAUUUUGUCUUCUUUAAAGGUAACAAAUACUGGGUGUUCAAAGACACAACUCUUCAACCUGGAUACCCUCAUGACUUGAUUACCCUUGGGAAUGGAAUCCCCCCUCAUGGUAUUGAUUCCGCCAUAUGGUGGGAAGAUGUUGGCAAAACCUAUUUCUUCAAAGGCGACCGGUAUUGGAGAUAUAGUGAAGAAAUGAAAACCAUGGACCCUGGCUACCCCAAGCCCAUCACCAUCUGGAAAGGAAUCCCUGAAUCACCUCAGGGAGCUUUCGUCCACAAGGAAAAUGGCUUUACCUACUUCUACAAAGGAAAGGAGUAUUGGAAAUUCAACAACCAGAUACUCAAAGUAGAACCUGGGUAUCCAAGAUCCAUCCUCAAGGACUUUAUGGGCUGUGAUGGACCAACAGACCGAGAUAAAGAAGGACUCAGCCCACCAGAUGAUGUAGACAUUGUCAUCAAACUGGACAACACAGCCAGCACUGUGAAAGCCAUAGCUAUUGUCAUUCCCUGCAUCUUGGCCUUAUGCCUCCUUGUAUUGGUUUACACUGUGUUCCAGUUCAAGCGGAAAGGAACACCCCGCCACAUACUGUACUGUAAACGCUCUAUGCAAGAGUGGGUGUGAUGUAGGGAUUUCUUUUUUCUUUCUUUUCCGGGAGUUUGUGGUAACUUGAGAUUCAAGACAAGAGCUGUUAUGCUGUUUCCUAGCUAGGAGCAGGCUUGUGGCAGCCUGAUCGAGGCUGACCUUCCAAACCUAGAUGGUUGCUGGUCCUGCACAUGAGUGGAAAUAUAUUCAUGGAGAAGCUUCCAUGAUGCACAGUAUCUGCCGUUCUUCAGUCCUCUGUCUUUCUUUGUCAUUCAGUUCUAGGCCUUUCCUCUGCACGCUCAAUGCCCAGUAAAAUUUCAGGAUUAACUGAAGAAGAGAAAUAUAGAAGAAAAGUUUCUUCUUAAUUUUUUUUAAAAAAAAAAUACUUUUCCUUCUGAAAUCUGAGCCCAUUUCUGGGAAAGAGAAAGAAAGAGAGAGAGAGAGAGAGAUUAAAAAAAAAAGCAAAUCAGAAAACCCAUAGGUUUUUGCUUUAAAGCAAAAGAAGAGUUUAAAAACAACAAAAUCCACAAUUGAACUUUCAGAAAAGUGUGAAGAUCCAAAACAGCUUUGUCUCCAAAGAAGAUAGCUCUGUGACCACUAUGGAUAGUUUCCUGCGCAUUGUCUUGUCAGGUGGGAGAUCUGGAACAUACAUGCAGGACGCUAGACUGUUGGGACAGCCAUUUUCCAACAAACAAGGGGCCAAAAUAUCUGCAAUAUAGUAACAGCCUUAAUAAUACAUGCAUUUUCAUUUUCUACAGCUGUUCUCAACUAUGUCCACAAUGUAUCAUCACCUCCAUACUCAUAGCUGUAUUCAAACAGGACCUUUUGGUUGUUUUGAAAUGUUUCUGAACCCCCUCUUGCCUCCUGACCCAGCAUCAUUGUGACAUUCUUCCCAGUUGUGUUAGGCCUUUGUCCCAGGCCGUCCAUUGGUCUGUCAGCAAUACUCAGCGCAAAGCAGAGCGAGAAGCAUUGUGUCUCUGAAGUAAAGAAAGUGAUGGUCAUAUUAUAAAGAUAUGUUCCUCUUUAAUACAGCGGUGUAACCCUUUGAGAACUAUCAGACCAGCUUACAGAGUCAGGAUGAUCAGUCUUGCAAUCUGGUCAUUUGUAGAAGUGGCCAAAAGGGAAAGCCAUCACACGUUCGAGAAGUUCAGACUUGUAAAGCAUACCUUCCAAUCCCAUGUAAUUCUUUAAUGACUGACAGUACUGCAUAAAUGCUUUUAUAACAAACAACAGUGGUGUGACUUGCCAAAACUUUUCUGGCAAAUAAAAAAGAUAUUUUGUUAACAAUAUCUCAUGAGAGUGAAAUUUUAUUUGAAUAAUCGGUUAGAACAGUCUAAGCUUUUUCUUCUUCAGACACAUUGAUCUUUUUUUUUUUAUUUCAAAUCCAUUGCAUGAAAACUCAGUUUGCCACAAAAUAUGCUGUUCGCAUUGCUUGGUUAAAACUGAAUUAAAAUGAUGACUCUGAGUUGCAUGAAUACCAUCGAAUGCAUUUCCUACUGCAUGUCAGCCAUAGUUCUCAAAGGGUUGGUGUGGCUUCUGGCGUUUAGCCAUCUAUUUGAUCACUGACAGAGCCAAGAGACACCAAAGCAUCCCAUUGUUGAGUGUAAUUUGUCCUAACAGCAGUAUUGUCAUUUUCAUGUGACCUGCAGAGCAGGAUCGUAUCAAUAUUUUUUUUCCUAGAGAAAAGUCAGAAACUGACAGACCUCUUUAUUGAUUUUAGAAGCUGCUUCUUGGAGUGAAUGGCUUUACAGCCACUGGGCUGUGAACUUAUUAGAGAUGGUCAGAAGGAAAGCACCCCAUGAGUCAGACAAUUGGCUUUGUGUGAAAGCCAGCUUUUGAGGGGAUUAGCUUUUGAAACAAUGAACAGCUUGCCUUGAACUUGCUAUUGAUCUGUUGACUGUCAUUAACAACAACUUAAACAUUGUCUUCUGUGAAAUUUUUUCCUUGAAGAGCCCUGUUCUGUGUCUUUGCCCUUUGACCUUUAACUUGCAAACUGGCACAAACUGAAGGAAAUCUGGUGUCACUUCUCCACUGGAUUGUUAUUCUCCAAAACCUAGUAAACAAGAGCUGUUUCCUUAGA